This is a messenger RNA of Chondrus crispus (carragheen), 219 nucleotides long. RefSeq lists its product as hypothetical. The coding region runs from base 1 to 219 and encodes 72 amino acids. The transcript has a single exon. The record is from RefSeq and is a predicted model, not a curated record. Lineage: Eukaryota; Rhodophyta; Florideophyceae; Gigartinales; Gigartinaceae.
AUGGUCCAGGACCAUCUGGACGAUCUCUACAGCCUGGGUGGCGCCGGCCGUCUUCGCCUGCUCAAUGUUGGCCUGCAGCAGCAAAACAAAAGCGUCAUCAAUCUUCCCCUUGCGCGCCAGGGUGUCGACGGCGGCGCGCAUGGCGGCGGGAUCUCCCGCGGCCAGGACGGACUUGACGGCGUCCAUGGCGGCGGCCAUGCGGUCAUUCAUGGCGGCUGA